GAUGAGAAUUCUGCAGAUUUGACAAAGUCGUUUCAAGAACUCAGUCGUCGACUGCCCAUCCUCGUAAAUUCGAGGCACCCAGUAGGGAGUUUCAGCUUGCUCAACCGACUCAACUACGCUGGAACCCCUUCCGGAAUACUUUAAAGCACUUUUUUUCUCUUCUUUCUUCUUUCUUUUACUACGUUUUAAGUGUGAACCGUCUUUCUUUUUUCUUUUUUUUUUUCGUGUGCUGUUUUGAUUUUUACAAAGGCGAAAAUGUGUUAAGUAUUUAUACCUAUGGUGGAAACAUACGGAGGUGGCAUGUUUUUCGCGAUGCUCUUGUCUAUCUUGCUCUUUUUACUUUUCGGUUGUGCUGCGAAUGCUCAGAGAAGUUUAGAAUUUUUUGAUCUUUUACCCGAAGAUCCUAAGUUGUACGACAAAAUGCGACCUCCUAAGAAAGAUGGCCAGGCAACUGUCGUUUAUUUUCAUGUUACUGUAAUGGGACUCGAUUCCAUCGAUGAAAAUUCAAUGACUUAUGCCGCCGAUAUUUUUUUUGCCCAAACGUGGAAAGACAAUAGACUUCGAUUGCCAGAAAAUAUGACAUCCGAGUAUAGAUUAUUAGAAGUCGAUUGGCUAAAAAAUAUGUGGCGGCCGGAUUCCUUCUUUAAGAACGCAAAGUCGGUGACUUUUCAAACAAUGACGAUACCGAAUCACUACUUAUGGUUGUAUAAAGACAAAACUAUUCUCUACAUGGUGAAGCUGACUUUGAAACUUUCUUGCGCUAUGAAUUUUUUGAUCUAUCCUCACGAUACGCAAGAGUGUAAAUUGCAAAUGGAAAGUCUUUCGCACACAACGGACGAAAUGAUCUUCCAGUGGGACCCUGAGGUUCCUCUUGUUGUAGACGAAAACAUCGAAUUGCCCCAAUUACAACUUGUUAAAAAUUAUACAGCCGAUUGCACGCAGGUCUAUUCUACUGGUAACUUUACUUGCCUCGAAGUCGUGUUCGUACUGAAACGACGUCUCGGUUAUUACCUGUUUCACACCUACGUGCCGACGUGCUUGAUCGUUAUUAUGUCUUGGGUAUCAUUCUGGAUAAAACCAGAGGCUGCGCCUGCUCGAGUCACCCUGGGAGUCACCUCGUUGCUCACUCUUUCCACGCAACAUGCCAAGAGUCAGGCUUCUUUACCGCCCGUUUCGUAUUUGAAAGCCGUCGAUGCCUUCAUGUCAGUCUGCACGAUAUUCGUAUUCAUGGCACUGAUGGAGUAUUGUCUGGUGAAUAUUGUCCUUGGUGAUUCGGAUACGCCUGCAGCAAAGCCCACACCUCCACCACCGCCACCAUCUUCGAGCACUGCGGAUUCAACUAAGCUUGACAAGAUGUUCGACAUUGCUGCCAAGGAAAACGCAAUGUUGUUAUCCUGCCGAUCGCAGAAACCACCGAUUGCACCACCACCUGGACCAACCCCGGCUCAAAGGGCGCGAAUGCGAGCGCUGAAUAUUGACCGUUUUUCGCGCAUCUUCUUUCCUUUCCUGUUCGCCGUGCUAAACGUCACCUAUUGGAUAAUGUUCGCUGAAUAUAUUUAAAGAGUAACAUCGGGAGUAACACUGACUGCAGAAAUAUCGCGCGAUAUUUCAAAAGGAGCAUAAACAAGGAGACAAACUCUCUGUGAGAAACCAAUACUCUGGAAACAUAUAUCAAAACACGUUGAAAGAGACGAAGAACGUAGAAGUUUCCGGAAAAAAAUGCGAUUAAUUUAUUUGUUAUAUUACAUGCAUCAAGCGUCAAUCCGCAAACAAACUAGUAACAUUCUGAUGGAGGGAUUUGGUAAUCAAAGAUAUAAGCAAAUAACAAUAAAAUUUAAUGACGGAUAAUAGUGUUUGUGACAAAUACAGAAAUGCCUAAUCUUUUUAGAAUGUUGGAACUUCAAUUUUUCUUUUACUGUUUUUUUAAGACAGAUCGAAAAUUUUACUGUGACAUUGUCUGCAAUGCAUAUGAGGCACACUUGCAAGUUUUUCUCUAACUGUUCAUUUUUUUCGUCCGUUUAAAUACGAUUCGACAAGUAACAGAACUAGAAUAAUUAGAAUUUAUGAAACAUGUAUAACAUGUUUUUAUCGUUAUGCGUUUGAAAGCAAAUUUACUGUCUUCUCUAUAAAAUCGUCACUUAAACAUUUCAAAUAUUAUUAAUUCAGUGUAUAAACUGUCAUAAUAAUUAUUUUAUUUUCCGGAAAGAAUAUUCUUGUUUAUGAAUAAACCUGUAAAACUUUCCCGAGAAUAAAUAAAAGAUUUCGCUUAAAUAGAACAGAAUGAUCAAAAUGUAUAAUAAGAGUACAUAUUAAUCCUAAUGAAUUUAGAAAGUGACAUUGCAUUUAUUUAGCUUCAUACAUCGCUCUCUUCAUUACGUAAAAUAUAAUAUAAAUUAACUCAUAAUUCAAAGAUCAAAUGCAUACAUAGAUAUUAUUUAUACAUAGACAAUUUUACAAUGAAUCUCUUGUACCAAAUAAUGUCUCGAUUCAUGAUUUAUAAAUAUUAUUAAAUUGUAAUUAAUCGAACUUUGUAUCAUCAAAACUUAUCAUAAGUGACAAUGAAUAAUUCUCGACACAAGUCUGUAUCAUUAAAGAUGUGUCUAAUAAAAAGCCAUUAAAAUAUUA
This is a messenger RNA of Monomorium pharaonis (pharaoh ant), 2625 nucleotides long. RefSeq names its product glycine receptor subunit alpha-3 (gene Hiscl1). Lineage: Eukaryota; Metazoa; Arthropoda; Insecta; Hymenoptera; Formicidae. Gene Ontology annotation, molecular function: neurotransmitter receptor activity; transmembrane signaling receptor activity; extracellular ligand-gated monoatomic ion channel activity. Gene Ontology annotation, biological process: signal transduction; chemical synaptic transmission; chloride transmembrane transport. The record is from RefSeq and is a predicted model, not a curated record. Bases 277 to 1560 code for a protein of 427 amino acids. Gene Ontology annotation, cellular component: membrane; synapse; neuron projection. The transcript has 9 exons.